UGUAGUGGAACUAUUCGAGUCAACUCGGAGACCUCCAAGUCUAACAGAUAAAAGAGGAGAGAAAGAGGAGGGGUAGGUGAGAGAAAGAGGAGGAGGGUUAGGUGUGAGUUGUGUUUUCGGAUCUCUAUCUGUAUGUCUGUCUUUCUCUUGUGAGUUGUGUUUACUCCAAGUUUGAAGCAGCGACCCGUCCUCCAUCCAGCACAGAUCACAUCACAGGUGCUAGAAAGGAGGUAUGGUAGUGAUGGUAUUUUUGUUGUGGUGGUAAUCAGUGGCGGAACAGGAAACACGAGUAGCAGGGGAAUCUUAUUUGACGUGGGGACGGUAAAUAAAUCAAGUCAGAGAAUUGAAAGCAUCAUCUCAAUGCCUAUCCCAGACAAGGAAAGCAGACCUCCAAGUAAAGAGCUAAGACGAACUCAAGCUCUAGAAUGGAUUGAGUCCACCACAAAGCCAGAUCGCCAGAUAUGCAAGCUGGACACAGCUUCUCCAAAAAUUGAUGACAAUGAACUCCGAGAGCUUUAUGAUUCACUUCCAAGAUUUGGCCCAUUUUACAUUACAGACGAGGAGUCCUUGAUGUCCAAGCUUAAGGAGGCGACGUGGCAACACAUAUUAACAUGUGCACAUGACUCAAAUCCCAAAGCCACAUACUCUACUUCAUUAAGAAAUAUAGAAACACAAGCUAGAGGUGCCUAUGUUGAUGGCAUAGUGGAUGAUGAAAGUAAAGUGACUAGAAGUCAAUUUAUACAAAUGAUGAUCAAGGAUGGUUGCUUUAUCCUGCAACUGGCAUUAUUUGCUCUUGGAGGUUCUGAACAACUGUGUUAUCCACCUGACCAUCUCGUUUUUGGCAAACAGCGGAACACUGAUCAGCAGAUCCGAAGAUGGAUCAAGUCUUUGUUCUUCGUUGGAAACCAAAUUCCCCUAGUGGUAUUGAGAGAACUGAUGAAUGGAAGCUUCUUCCAGCAAGUGGUAAUGAAAGGGAAAUGGGAACAACCACGGGACUUAUUCAAGAGGGUCUUGUAUGAUUUAUUGGAGUUGCCUGUGCUGGAGGAAUAAAGCCAACAAUGCCACCAUACACGUACAACUUUAUUGCAAGCACUUAAACGAAAAUUAAGACUUGAAAAAAAAUCUUUUUUGCUUCAGCAACAACCUACAGACCUUCUUCAUGGCCUUCAAAUGCUGGUAAUUGGACCAGGAGGUGACUCUCCAAGCUCAACCAAAUACAAAAAUGAUGAGACUGUCGUCCUUGACAUUGAGAGUUCUUCCUUCAGCUACAAAAUUCAUAGUGCUACAGAGCUGAGACAAAGAGGCAUCCAUUUCAAGCAUACCAAAGGAAUUGGAAGUGGAGGAAUAAAAUUCAUGACAAACAUGUUUCGUGCAGUGCUUACAUUGCCUACUUUCUUGGUUGAUGAUGAUACUGAGGUUUUGUUUCAAUAUCUCAAAAAUUAUGAGAUCUCUCAACUGCUGGGUAGCAACAAGGGUGAUGUGUGCUCCUACUUGCAGUUUAUGAGCGAGUUGAUUCGUACAUCUGAAGAUGUCAAACUCCUUGUCGACAGUGGGAUAAUUUCGCGAACAACUCCCGAACAAAGAGAGAGGUUGCCAGGAAUUCUAAAAAGGUUGGCCAGUGGGGAUACUAAUCCGAAUUUGCGCCUUGUAAGACUCAAGAUUGAUGAUUAUUCUCGCCCUCCAUGGGAUAAGAUAAGGAACUUCCUUAGUCUGGUAUUGCUACUCACUGUGGUGCAAACUAUUUAUACUGUUCUGGGUUAUUACAAGAAGCCUUAAUCAAUGUCUAUAUGAUUAAUUAAAAAAGCUCCAUGAAUUGGAUUUCAAACUAGAACAAAAAUGUGUUAAAUGCAAUGUCUUUUGAUUGUAUGAUCCAAUCUUAGCCAACCAAGUCCAUUAAUGAA
This is a messenger RNA of Camellia sinensis, 1901 nucleotides long. NCBI's taxonomy places the organism in Eukaryota, Viridiplantae, Streptophyta, Magnoliopsida, Ericales, Theaceae. The record is from RefSeq and is a predicted model, not a curated record.